GGGAAUUGAAUCAAGUUGUUUUCUCAUAAUCUAAUGAAACAUUAAAAUAUUUCUCGUUCGUUGCUACUACACAAUGUCAAUCUUAUGCCGGUACCUGUUUGUGAUCAUAAAAUCUGUACUAUAACAAAAAAAAUUUCUACUCUCUCUCACGCUUUACUGUUGCUUUUGUUGCAUACAUCGUCAAUAAAUAUUACGGCCUCGUUGUUAAGUAAUGAUAUUCUGUCUGUGACCGUCUGUAGUUAUUUUCAUUCGGACACUACAAUUGAACGGACGUGUUGUGUUUCGCUUAGUUCGUGUUUUUAAGCAUUAUCAAAAAAAUAAAUAAAACAAAAAAGUGGGGCUGUGAUUUUUUUUUUCGGAUAUUUACAUUAGCGAGUAACGAUACUGAUUUAACUUAAUGCUGUUGGUUGAUGAUAGUUAGAAAAGAAGACAAAUUGACCUUUCAUGGGAAGCCAUUAAGAUUAUUAAAGUGAAAGCUUGAUUCAUUUAUUUUUGGGCUGUUAUUAAAUUAAAUAUCAAAGAAAAUUGUAGCAGUCAUACAGAUGAGAGUUAUUUCGCAAUGGUUAACGUAACUGUGGACCCAUUGAGUGAUCACGUUGGUUAUCACAUUUUACAUUGGAUUAUUUCACAGUCGGGCGAAUGGUAUUCGAAAGUGAAUGAAAAUUUACAAGAUAAUUUGAGAUCGAUUGAAAGUGGUGUUGCUGUGAUUGACGAAAUUCUAACACCAAAAGAGGAAGAAGUUCCGUAUGAAAAUCAACAGUACGUGGCAAUUGAAAGCGAUCAAGCAAACGGAAUACGAAACGAAAACAACAAUCACGAUCCACAUAUGAAUAUUUUAAAUCAGAUAAUUAACAUGAAUUUUAACUAUGACGACAGCAACAUUGAAACUCGAACAAUGUCAGUUCGAGGAAAUUCGCGUGCAGUUAAUAAUGAAGUACUAAUGUCACCACCACACAACAAUGCAUUGCUUAAUCAGCGCGAAAGCGUGUUAAUCACACAACCAUCAAGUAUUCCCAGCUCGCCUUUAGCGUCACCGAGUGGUCAAAGCUCUACAUCAUUUUGCAUACAGUCACCAUCCCAACUAUCAGUUAAUAUCAACACUAAUCAUGAGAUUGAAGACCCAACAACAGAUCCAAAUUGGCAAGCAACAAAAGCAACCGUGAGAGAACGAAAUGCUGCGAUGUUUAACAAUGAAUUGAUGGCAGAUAUUAAAUUUAUCGUGGGAUGUGAUGAGCACGUUCAAACAAUUCCAGCACAUAAAUAUGUGCUUGCAACUGGAUCUUCUGUUUUCUAUGCAAUGUUUUUCGGUGGACUUGCUGAGAACAAAUCGGAAAUUUCUGUACCUGAUGUGGAACCUUCAGCAUUUCUAACAAUGCUUAAAUAUUUGUAUUGUGAUGAGAUACAACUGGAAGCUGAUAAUGUGUUAGCGACACUUUAUGUUGCCAAAAAAUAUAUUGUUCCACAUUUGUGUCGUGCUUGUGUGAAUUUUCUCGAGACAAGUUUGACGGCAAAAAACGCUUGUCUCCUGUUGAGUCAGUCAAGAUUGUUUGAAGAGCCUGAGCUGAUGCAACGAUGUUGGGAGGUUUUAGAUGCUCAGGCUGAAAUGGCAAUCAAAUCGGAAGGAUUUGUUGAUAUUGACAUAAAAACUUUUGAAACAAUACUCGGACGCGAAACGUUGAAUUGUAAAGAAAUAAAUCUUUUUGAAGCUGCACUCACAUGGGCACAUAAUGCUUGUGUCAAGUCUGAUAUUGAACCAACGCCACAAAAUAAAAGACAAAUUCUCGGCCAUGCACUUUUUCUCAUUCGUAUUCCAACAAUGACACUCGAACAGUUUGCAAAUCAUGUUGCACAAUUAGGCAUUUUGACUCAACAGGAGACUAUCGACAUUUUCUUGCAUUUUACCGCGAAGACUAAACCAAUUUUAAACUUCAUAACAAAACCCCGAAAUGGAUUGAAAGCUCAAAUCUGUCAUCGCUUCCUUUCUUGUGCUUAUCGAAGUAAUCAAUGGCGAUAUCGUGGACGUUGUGACUCAAUUCAAUUCAGUGUCGAUAAGAGAAUUUUUAUUGUGGGCUUUGGAUUGUAUGGUUCAUCAACAGGCGCUGCUGAUUAUAACACAAAAAUUGAACUCAAACGACUUGGAAGAACACUCGCUGAAAGUAACACAAAAUUCUUCUCAGAUGGAUCGUCAAACACAUUUCAUGUGUUCUUUGAGCAUCCAAUUCAGGUUGAACCUGAAUGCUUCUACACUGCGAGUGUUAUCUUAGACGGAAGUGAAUUAAGCUUCUUUGGACAGGAAGGCAUGACGGAAGUGUGCAUGGGCAGUGUAACAUUCAACUUUCAAUGCUCUUCGGAAUCAACGAACGGAACUGGAGUUCAAGGCGGCCAAAUUCCUGAAUUAAUAUUUUACGGUCCAACUGGGCCAAGCGAUUACUCGAACACAAGUACAUUGAAGAAAGCAAUCAAUGCUUGUUCAUUAAACGAAGUUGGAAACAAUUCAAGUUAAGGUAAAAAAUGUACGAAAGAAUGAAACUUUUGACAUUUUCCAAUCUAUAAUAAAACAGUUUUAAGUCAGUAGCGAGAAGCUUUUGAAAAUCAUUUAGAAAAAGUUAAAAAGAGAAAAUAAAAUUAUCAAACUUUAAGUAGAAAUGUGAAAAUAACAAAUUUAUAUGCAAUUCUUUUGCUUCAUCCUUUUUAUCUAAUUAAUUAAUUGAAAUUCUUGUCAUAUCGUUGAUUUCACUUUAAAUAAAAGUUUAAAAGAAUUAAAAA
This is a messenger RNA of Clunio marinus, 2766 nucleotides long. Lineage: Eukaryota; Metazoa; Arthropoda; Insecta; Diptera; Chironomidae. The record is from the annotation of a GenBank genome assembly.